This is a messenger RNA of Mercenaria mercenaria, 14985 nucleotides long. Its product is annotated as diacylglycerol kinase zeta-like. Gene Ontology annotation, biological process: intracellular signal transduction; lipid phosphorylation; diacylglycerol metabolic process. The transcript is spliced from 29 exons. Gene Ontology annotation, molecular function: ATP-dependent diacylglycerol kinase activity; protein binding. Bases 5 to 3955 code for a protein of 1316 amino acids. NCBI's taxonomy places the organism in Eukaryota, Metazoa, Mollusca, Bivalvia, Venerida, Veneridae. The record is from RefSeq and is a predicted model, not a curated record.
AUGAAUGACUAUAAUAUUAUAUAGAACUGAGGUGAAAUUUGCAACGAUGAAUAGAAUAUUUAAAAAGUCAAGAUCCAUCUCGCCGUCAUUUGAAAUACCUAAAAUCUGCUUGCCGCGGCAGUCUGAGUGUAUUGACGAUGGUUACGAUUUAGAUGUUAGUAAAACUUUGAAAGUACCGAACGAAUCCAGGGUACGUUCUUCCAGCUUUGACUCAAGCUCAUUAAGACAGGAUUCGUUAACGAAGGAAUUACUACAUGUUCCAACCAAGCAGGGUCGUAGAUGUCAGUCGUUCGACUCUGCAUGUACACUUCAGAUGAGUCCCGCUACUUCUGACGAGAGCAUUUCAGAUGUUUCGCUAAGUAACUGGAGUUUGAAAGUUCCGAAGUACCAAGGGAGACGAUCCUCUUUAGACAUUCCAAAAUUAUGCAUACACUGUAUGCAUAUGGAAGCAAAGGCGCAGGAGAGUGUGGAACGGGAAGAGGCACUGAAGAUUUAUCAACCGGCAUCUGUAGGUGACGAGGACAGUGAUGGUUUCUCGUUUACAUCAAGUACAAGUUACACGUCAACAACGCAAGACUCUUUGUCAGACCCAUCAGGAUUUUAUUAUCUUAAUGACUCAGAAGAUGAAGGUAAUGAAUCAGAUUGCGAGGACAGUUUUGAUUCGCCUGAUUGUAAAGUUACCCAUAAUACCACUCAGUGUGAAACAUUUCCGAAUGUUUUUCACAGCAACGAUAGCAGUAUUAAUCCAGAGAAAAGGAGCAUCCUGGAUUUUCUCAAUGGACAUAAUCUACCACACAUUGAUAGUAAAGAUGAAGAAGAUCUUGAUGAUUUAGUUGAUGAUAUAACUGAUGAAGAUGAUGACAAUGAUGAUGAUGAGGAUUAUAUAAAUGCUGUUACAUUAACUGUUCCUAAUAUAAAACAACAACGUUCAUCUUCAAUGGAUGCUUGUUUUAUGAAAGAUUUAGGGACAUCUCCAGGAUCAAAACAAGUGCAAAGACAAAAGUCAUUUGACAAUGGCGAUAUGUUAGAUGUUCCAAUGCAGACUCGUUCUAGUUCUGUGGAUGUUAAUUUGCCGACUGAACAAGAGUCAUGCUAUGUAGCUAUACCACAUUCGGAUUCAAGGAAAGCCAUAUCAAAGAAUGCAUUGAACCAUUCAACAUAUCUUCAUCCGCACUAUGGCGAGAGUCAACCGUCAAGGAGACAGAUUAGUUCAUGUGUGGACUGGACGGAGCAUGCAGUUAACAGUGAGCAUAUUUGGUUAGACACAAAUGCCUCAGGGGAUUUCUGCUACGCCAUGGAACAGGACUGCAUCAAGACUGGUCCAAGGAAGAAAUGCAUGGCCUGCAAGAUUGUCACUCAUAUAGGAUGUAUUCCAAUCUUAGAAGUUCUCCAGAAUCCAGAUACAUGUAAUCAUCAACAGUUAAUGAGGCAUCAUUGGGUUCAUCGACGACGACAAGAUGGCAAAUGUAAACAGUGCGGAAAGUCAUUCCAGCAAAGAUUUACAUUUCAAAGCAAGGAGAUUAUAGCAAUAAGUUGUUCAUGGUGCAAAGCAGCCUACCACAACAAGAUAUCCUGUUUUAUGAUGCAACAGAUUGAAGAACAAUGUCCAAUGGGAGUACAUGCUGGAAUCAUAGUACCUCCAUCUUGGAUCAUUAAACUUCCAAAAAAGGGAUCAUUUAAAUCUUCUAUACGAAAGAAAAGUCGAAAAUCAUCACUGAAGCGUAAAAAGGGGAGUUGUAAAGAGACGAGUGAAGUUCACCGUCCAUUCAUCAUCAAACCUAUUCCAUCUCCAUUGCUCAAACCUCUUCUUGUCUUCAUCAACCCGAAAUCUGGUGGUAACCAAGGAGGAAAACUCCUCCAUAAGUUUUGUUGGUUGCUAAAUCCGAGACAAGUCUUUGAUCUGAGUAACGGCGGACCAAAAAUGGGGCUGGACCUCUACAAAAAAGUGCCUAAUCUACGAGUGUUGGUGUGUGGUGGGGAUGGCACAGCGGGCUGGAUCCUGAGUGCCAUUGAUACAUUAAACCUAUCAAACCCACCACCUGUAGCCAUAUUGCCUCUUGGCACAGGCAACGACUUGGCUCGAACCCUCAACUGGGGUGGGGGUUAUACGGACGAACCUAUCAGUAAGGUAUUAUGCAAUGUUGAAGAUGGCCAAGUGGUUCAACUAGACAGAUGGAAUGUCACAGUAACAGCAAACACACAUGCAGAGCCAGAACCCAUUGAAGAAGAGGUCAAGGAUAAAUUACCUCUUGACGUAUUCAACAAUUAUUUUAGUUUGGGUGCUGAUGCUCAUGUGGCCCUGGAGUUCCAUGAAUCUCGAGAGGCCAACCCAGAAAAGUUCAACAGUCGGUUCCGGAAUAAAAUGUUUUAUGCAGGGGCAGGGGGUCGUGAUAUGUUGAAAAGGAGUUGGAGAGGAUUCUCCGAACAGAUUAAACUCGUCUGUGAUGGUGUUGAUUUAACACAGAAGAUUGUGGAUAUGAAGCUUCAUUCUCUCUUAUUUCUCAACAUUCCAAGAUAUGCAAGUGGAACAGUUCCCUGGGGCAAUCCAAAUGCUGCAGGGUUUGAACCCCAGAAACAUGACGAUGGCUAUCUAGAAGUGAUAGGUUUUACAUACUCUUCUUUGGCAACUCUGCAGAUAGGUGGCCACGGCGAGAGGUUAGUGCAAUGUCGAGAAGUGAAAUUGACGACGACCAAACCAAUACCAAUGCAGCUGGACGGCGAACCUUGUCGCCUAGCGCCAUCUGUGAUACGAAUUAGUCUUCGUAACCAAGUGAAUAUGAUUAUGAAACCAAAGAGGCGGGGCUCUGUACCGAUAACCAAUGAUCCACCAUCAGUUACCAAGCGGCUCUGGCAUACAUUGUCAUUCGGUUAUGUUGCAAUGUGGCAUACAUUGUCAUUCGGUUAUGUUGCAAUGUUUGACGGGAACAAUAUUUAUUAUAUAAGUUGUAUAUUGGCAGCUGUACCGGUGGGAAUCAUUGUGGUGGACAACAACGCUAAUCUGGAGGAGGUUCGAACUCAUAUCAACAGACUUCAUGAGGAUCAUAUAGCCACGUUAGAGGCCACAGAUUCAACCCUUUCCUCACUCUCAUCUAAAUGGUGCUUCCUUGACUCAACAACGGCAGAGAGGUUUUUCCGAAUAGAUCGUUCUCAGGAAAACUUACACUACAUUACUGACAUAUCAUCAGAGGACCUUUACAUUCUUGACCCUGAAAUGGCCUCUAAAGGUCGUAACAACAACAACCUGGAGACCAUAGUGGACAAGAAUACAUCGGUUGUGAAGGAAAACAAUUUCACAUCUUCCAAAGAUAGUGAACUUGUUUUUACGUUCUCAAUGCCAGUGACGCCUCCGAAAUCUCCAAGAUUUGAGCAAACUCUCAUACGACCAGAAAGCACAGAAAACUUAUUAUCGCCACCUAACCAGCCUGGCUCAAAUAACAGCUCUGAGCCCGGCUCCCCGAAUGCUCCCAUUGUCACCCCUGCAAGACCCUUUCAUUUUACUACUACUGGAGAAAAACCAAAACCCCUUUCACCCGCUGACAAAAUGAUGAUUGAUGCUUCAAAAAGAGGCGACUUACGGAAGCUGGCGGAACUGCAUGAAGCUGGUGCUGAUCUUCUGUGCACUGAUCAGUAUGGUAUGACAGCAUUACAUCAUGCUGCAAGAUUUGGUCACAAAGAAAUUGUCAGAUACCUUGUAAAAAAUGCACCUCCUGUGAUAUUAGAUAUGGUGGACUAUGAAAAAGGUCAGACAGCAUUACACAAAGCUGCAUGGUAUCAACGAAGAACUAUAUGUUGUGUACUCGUGGAGGCACGGGCUUGUCUCACCAGGAAAGAUAACCAAGGAAACACGCCAAGAAUGCAGGCCUUGCGGGCAGACGACAGAGAAUUAGCCGCAUAUUUAGAAAGCCAGGAACACUUCCAGAUGGUCGUUUCCGAAGAUCAAGAAACCGCAGUGUGACACAUUCCCCGCUUAGAAUUUACAUGACGUCCUCGUCUCAGAGAAGCAAGCUCACAGAGUUUUAAGGAAGAAACUGCAGAGUGACACAUUCCCCGUUUAGAAUCUAAGCAACUUUGUCUUCUUACAAAAGCAAGCUCACAGAAUUUUAAAUGUGAUCUGUUGAAAUUUACCGACAGAUCGUAAACGUAUUUCUGUUGAUGCGUCAGUUUGUUUGUUAAGGAAUUUUGUUAUGUGUUAUUGCGUUAGCUUGUCAGUGCAUUGGUUUGUUGGUGCAUCAGUUUGUUGAUGUGUCAGUUUUUGGAGAAAAAAAAAAUUUUCAUGUGUAUUUUCGUAGUGUGGAAAGAAUAAAAAGUUUUCAGUUAAAUACUUACAUGUUUAACAGUGAUUGCUAGGAACAGCUAAAAAAUUAGUUCUCUGAAUAGCUCUUCUAGAGCAUUGAAUUUCAAAGCUUAGGGUAGAGAACAAAACUUUUAACCUCUGUGAUUUAGCACUUGUUAUUGCAUGGAAUUUCCAGCCUUUAGGUAAUGAGUUCAAUACCUGGAAAAAUUUCUAUUUUCUGUGAUGAUAUGAUUGGAACCAUUUUUAUUUAACAUCAUUUUGUCACUUGCCUGAAUUUCAUGUGGGGGAUACUUAUAGGUUAUUAGCUUUGUAUCGGGAAAUAUGCACAAGUUCUUCAGCGGAAAUAUUGCAUGACUUUAGGAGCGCAAUAUUGGCAUUCCCCUGAAAACGAGUGCAUAUUUUCCGAUGCAAAGAUAAUAACCUUUUUAUUACAUACGCAUCUACACGUAUAAAUAUAAUGUAAAUAUCAUAAAUAUGUUCAAUAGCCUGAGUAGGAUUGGCAAUACUGAAGAAAAUAGAAAAAAAUAGUGCAACAGCACACACUGAAUUCAAUACCAGUAUAAUUCAACGGGGAAUAGAAACGAGUAUGUAGUAAUGUCUGUUCCGAUUUAUAUCCCAAAGUUAAAAUGUUAUAAAACUUGUUUCGCGAUUUGCAAUGACAUUUGCAAUUGGACAGUUCUAAGACUCAGGCUCAGUAUGAACAAGUGAGAUGCUUGAUUAAAGUUUCCUAACCUUGGACCCAAAGUUUUGUAAUUAAUCCGCUGCCGUGGCGGAGAGAUUAUAGGAAUGGUCUGCGUCCGUCCUUCCGUCUGUAACAAAAUCGUGUCCUGUCCAUAUCUCCUAAACCCCUUGAAAGAUUUUCAUGAAACUUGGGUCAAAUGAUCACCUUAUCAAGACGAUGUGCAGAACCCAUGAGUCAGCCUUGUUGGUUCAAGGUCAAGGUCACAACUCAAGGUCAAAGGUUUGAGCCUGCCAUUUUGUGUCCGUUCUAUAUCUCCUAAACCCCUUGAAGGAAUUUUAUAAAACUUGGGUCAAAUGAUCAUCUCAUCAAGACGAUGUGCAGAACCCAUGAGUCAGCCAUGCCGGCUCAAGGUCAAGGUCACAACUGAAGGUCAAAUGUUUGAGCCUUCCAUUUUGUGUCCGCUCUAUAUCUCUUAAACCCCUUAAAGGAAUUUUAUAAAACUUGGGUCAAAUGAUCACCUCAUCAAGACGAUGUGCAGAACCCAUGAGUCGGUCAUGCCGGCUCAAGGUCAAGGUCACAACUUAGGGUCAAAGGUUUGAACCUUGCAUUUUGUGUCCGCUCUAUAUCUCCUAAACCCCUUGAAGGAUUUUCAUCAAACUUGGGUCAAACGAUCACCUCAUCAAGGCGAUGUGCAGAACUUAUGAGUCAGCCAUGCCGGUUCAAGGUCAAGGUCACAACUGAAGGUCAAAGGUUUGAGCCUUCCAUUUCGUGUCCGCUCUAUAUCUCCUAAACCCCUUGAAGGAAUUUUAUAAAACUUGGGUCAAAUGAUUACCUCCUCAGAACGAUGUGCAGAAAUUAUGAGUCAACCAUGCCAGCACAAGGUCAAGGUCACAACUAAGGGUCGAAGGUUUGAGCCUUCCAUUUGGUGUCCACUCUGUAUCUCCUUAACCCCUUGAAGGAUUUUCAUCAAACUUGGGUCAAAUGAUCACCUCAUCAAGAACUCAUGAGUCAGCCAUGUCAACUGAAGGUCAAGGUCACAACUGAAGGUCAAGGUCAAAGGUUUCAGCUCUGUAUCUUCUAAACCCCUUGAAGGAUUUUCAUGAAACUUUGGUCAAAUGAUCACCUCAUCAAGACGUUGUGCAGAAUUCAUGAGUCAGCCAUGUCAGUUCAAGGUCAAGGUCACAGCUAAAAUCAAAGGUUUUACCAUUUCACUAUCCAUAGCAGUGGUGGGGGAUUUAGCUGUCUUUCAGACUGCCUUGUUUACUCCUGUUACAAUAUGAUAUUAAGCUCAGAAUAGAUUGCGCAAUAACAAUUUCAAAUUUAAUAUUCGAGUUAUUAAUGGUGAAGAAAUACUAUCCAAAUGGAGAAAUUGCUUUUAGCAAUGAAACGGCAAAACAUGCCUCUUCUACUUAGGAGUGAACAAUAUCAUACAACUAGAAGGCAAAACAUUUGGGCUAUAUUUCUCCAAAAGAGUACUGUAUUUACAAUAAUUUAUAAAAUUGAAAAUGGCAGUUUAAAAGAAUUCCUGAUCAUUUUGUGGUUUUAGAAUUAAUUCUGUCUCUAUUCCUGUAGAAGCCAGUGUCCUUUUAAUAUAAUUUUGCUGAAUUAUUUUGCUACCUUAAUGGAUUUUCAUUCCAAAUCCCUGUAAAAAGGAUUUUAUGUCUUUUUACUGGCACAGUUUAUUUUCAUUAUUCACGAUUUUGUAGUUUUGAGUAAUAACAAAACUGUUUGAACAGCAUUUAAAUGCACAUGUUCACAAUUUAAGCAGAAAGUCUGUUCUUACGGUAGUGUGAUAAAGUAAAAUGAUAUAAUAGAAAAGAAAAAAUGAGACAGAAUGAAAGUGUACUGAAAUGAAUUUACAAUGGACAGGGUAAAAGUAUAAUUGCAAUGUAGAAAGAUCAGAUAAAAUGGCAGUGUGCACAGAAGUUACAAAAUGGCAAUAUACACAACCAAGAUAAAUAGGCAACACGAAUACUUGAGAUAAAAUUAAUAGGCAGUUUGAAUAUAUGAGAUUAAUAGGCAGUUUGAAUUAAAGAUAAAUAGGCAACAUGAAUACACGAGAUAAAUAGGCAGUUUGAAUGCAUGAGAUAAAUAGGCAACAUGUAUACAUGAAAUACAUGAGAUAAGUAGGCAGUUUGAAUACAUGAGAUAAAUAGGCAACAUGAAUACAUGAGAUAAAUAUACACAAGUUUAACAGGAAACAUACUAAAUUCAGAUAUAAUGAAAAAUGUACCUAACUUGCAGAUAAACGCAGCAAUAUUAUGUAGAAGUAAUCUAAAACUAAAAGAUAGUUGUACUGGCAGUUUACACAGUCAAAAAGAAUGGGAAUAUACUGAGUUUUGCACAAAUUUAUGACAUGAAAUACGUAUUGUACACAAUUUUAUGAAGCCAAAAGGGCUUUGCACAGUUGAGAUAAUUUGAAAAUCACCCUAAUGUGCAAUAAAAUAACACUCGGUAAUCUUCAAAAGAAGUAUAAGCAAAUGUGAUGUACUUGCAAAACACUUAGAUAAACACAAUUAUUAUAUUGGAAAUAUAAACAGCCAUUUGUUAACAUUAACUCGUACAUAUUUGAGCCGUGCCAUGAGAAAACCAACAUAUUGGCUUUGCGACCAGCAUGGAUCCAGACCAGCCUGCGCAUCCGCGCAGUCUGGUCAGGAUCCAUGCUGUUCGCUAACAGUUUCUCCAAUUCCAAUAGGCUUUAAAAGCGAACAGCAUGGAUCCUGACCAGACUGCGCGGAUGCGCAGGCUGGUCUGGAUCCAUGCUGGUCGCACACCCACUAUGUUGAUUUUCUCAUGGCACGGCUCAUUUUAUGAGCUGAGUUUUUUGUUUUAAUUAUUGGAAAUAUAAACUCGAGUUUCAGAAAUCUACUGACAGGAGAUUAGUUUAUUAGAUGCCUGUAACAGUUUUGAUGAAAGAAUAUUAAUAAUAAAUGCAUUCUAUCUCAGCAUUGCAUAGAAUACUCAUUCCACGCACUUGAAAAUUUUUACUUGACAGUUUUGAAAUGAGACGCUCGGGAGAUGUGCAUGAAUCCAGUCUGUUAAAUUUCACAGUUAUGCCAAAAUAAUCAAAUGGUUUGUCUAAAAUGAGAAUUUUAUUUACGAUGUGUUUUUUUGAUAUGUUCAUAUUAAGAUUAAUUUCAUGAAUGUCUCCGGUGCGCAAAACAAAAUCGGGCAAAAACUAAAAUGGAUUUCCAAGCUUUUUUCUGGUAUAGCCUGAUUGAAGUUUAUUAUAUGCAAGGCCGCAAAAAUCCGCGAGUUCUUAAAAUAGAUGCCCACAGGCAACAUGUCGAGCCCACCAGCUGUCAAAAGGACUGGGAGUUACAAAAAUGAUUGUAAAAAUGAUAGAAAUUUUUUAAAGCAAAAUAGUUCAGAGUGCUAAUCAGCAAGAAUUAAAGAUUUACAAACUUUACAUAGUGAUCUGAAAAACAAAAUUCAUAAAAUUAGGAAUACUAUCUCCCAAAAUAGAGAACCACCAGACAGAUGAAAGAAGUUCUUUUCAUUCAGUAAAAGAUGUUAUAUUUAUCUACCUUUCCUUGCAAAUAUUGUUUUGUCGUUUUGUGUUUGAUUUUCAGCGAAAUUUAAUAAAACAACAGUAAGAACGUAUUCUUUGAUAUUUGCAAUCAAGAAGACCCUAACCUGUACUGAAGAGUAUCCUCCAAACUUUUCUCAGCUAAAAAAAACUUGAAGCAGAUGCUAGCUAACUUUCAUAAAUAGGCAGACAAACAAAAUGCAAAUUUUUCAUUUCAAAUGCAGAGCUAGAUAUAUUUUAGUAAUUCAAGCAACAAUGUUAAGUGCUUACCCUACUUUUCCAUCCGAGCACAGGCAAAGUUUUCCAGUAUCCAUUCCUGUAAUGUGCUCAACAUGCAUAUAUUUUGAACCUCCUCACGAUGAAAAGGGUUAUUUAGGGACUGACCUACUUAGAGCUUCAGAGAGAAAGUAGAAAAAAAUACUGCGACAGAUAGAGGCUGUGAAUUGAAACCUUCAUCAGGAAACUGCAGAUCACCAAAUGCUCACUCCCUGACAGAGAUUUCACAAUAGUCUCGAUCCUACGUGCAGGGAGAGGGUGUUAAUGCUUCCCUUUUUUAGCUCAUCUGAUUUUUUGAAAAAAAAUGAUGAGUUAUUGUCAUCACUUGAGCGGUUGUCGGCGUCGGCGUCGGUGUCGGCGUCGGCGUCUGCGUCGGCGUUGCCUGGUUAAGUUUUAUGUUUAGGUCAGCUUUUCUCCUAAACUAUCAAAGCUAUUGCUUUGAAACUUGGAAUACUUGUUCACCAUCAUAAGCUGACCCUGUAUAGCAAGAAACAUAACUCCAUCUUGCUUUUUGCAAGAUUUAUGGCCCCUUUUGUACUUAGAAAAUAUCAGAUUUCUUGGUUAAGUUUUAUGUUUAGGUCAACUUUUCUCCUAAACUAUCAAAGCUAUUGCUUUGAAACUUGGAAUACUUGUUCACCAUCAUAAGCAGACCUGUACAUCAAGAAACAUAACUCCAUCUUGCUUUUUGCAAGAUUUAUUGCCCCUUUUGGACUUAGAAAAUCAGUUUUCUUGGUUAAGUUUUAUGUUUAGGUCAGCUUUUAUCCUAACUAUCAAAGCUAUUGCUUUAAAAACUUGCAACACUUGUUCACCAUCAUAAGUUGACCCUGUAUAGCAAGAAACAUAACUCUGUCCUGCUUUUUGCAAGAUUCAUGGCCCCUUUUGGACUUAGAAAAUAUCAGAUUUCUUGGUUAAGUUUUAUGUUUAGGUCAACUUUUCUCUUAAACUAUCAAAGCUAUUGCUUUGAAACUUGCAACACUUGUUCACCAUCAUAAGCUGACCCUGUACAGCAAGCAACAUAACUCCAUCCUGCUUUUUGCAAUAAUUAUUGCCCCUUUUGGGCUUAGAAAAUCAUUUUCUUGGUUGAGUAUUAUGUUUAAGUCAACUUUUCUCAUAAACUAUCAAAGCUAUUGCUUUAAAACUUGCAACAGUUUUUCACCAUCAUAAGUGGACACUGUACAUCAAGAAACAUAACUCUAUCCUGCUUUUUGCAAGAAUGAUGGCCCUUUUUAGACUUAGAAAAUCAUGGGUAGGACAAUAUUUCUAUUACACAAAAAAAAUCAGAUGAGCGUCAGCACCCGCAAGGCGGUGCUCUUGUUUAGGUUGAGUUUAUAGAACGAAAUAUUGUUCUCGUUUUGUUUUGUCACAGCAGUGUUUUGUUUGUGAAACAGAAAACAAUUUUGAAAAGUGGUUGUUACCAACAUACUGUUCUUGUUGUUUUGAAGUAAAAUCAUCCUGUCUGUAAACUUGUUUUGUUGUUUGUAAAAUGCUUCAUGUAAUAGUGAUCCCAAAAUGCAAUCUCAUCAAUAAAGAGAUUUAAAUGUCAAGGUCAGAGUGGUAAAAAAAAAUAAGCGGAUAAAAAAAAAAAAUUUAUAUAAACUUAUAAGUUUCAGUUUCUUCAUGUUCAACAAAAUCUUAUUUCAACACCUGUAGAAUGUUCAAAUAAUUUGCACAAUAUUUAUUUACAUUUAUUUAUAUGUUUAAUACCUUUCAAGAAAUAUCAAAAUAUCAAACAGACAUGUACAUGUUGUAUAAAUAAAGAGACUGAAAAUGUCUUUACCUUAUUAAUGUAAAGGUGACGUGUACCUUCUUUAAGGCACAUCUAAGCUUAGCUUGGGCUUUGCUUUUUAUUAUUGUUUGGUUGUGUUAGUGUAAUUUAUGAAAUUAUUUUCAAGACACUUGAACUUAAUGGAAUCUUUUUUUUUUUUUUUUUGCACCAAGUAUUGUUGGCCACAAGCAUAUUCUAAACAUUAUACGUUUUUGGAAGACAUGUAAUUUACACCAAGCAUAUUUAAAACCUCAUCAAUUUUGGGAUGACAAGACUGAAAUGUGGUCAGCUGAUUGUGACUUUGGAAAGGCUAGGUAUUGGAAUAAUGCCUGUUUAAAAUAUCUUCUUUGGAAAGACCUGCAACUGACUUAAAUCAUAUUCAAAACAUUGACUAAUCAAACAAUAAUUUGCAUCAAGCAUAUUUAAAAUUUUCAGUUAGCUUUGAAUAGACCUGUAAUAGGCAACAGGCAUAUUAAAAACAUGUCUUUGGAAAGAUCGGUAUAAAGUGACUCAAGGAAGAAAUGUUAUUGGCUAAAAGCAUAUUAAAAAUACUAUCUACAACACAAGUAGACCUGUAACUGGUUUAAAGCAUUUUUAAAACAUUAUUGACUGAAGGUUAGACCUUAAGGCACAUUCAUAACGUUUGCUACUUUAAAAAAAAAAACAACUACAUAUUGCAACAAUGCAUUUUCAAAGUAUCAUUUCCAAUACUUGAAAAUAGCAUAAAGUAAAAAAAAUAUGUAUAUAAACAUCAAUUUUACCCAGGGGAGUGUCACAAGUCCGUUGUUGAAAAAGGUCAAGAUUCCAAAUUUGAGGCUUUAGAUUAUUCUUUUUAGUACCAUGACAGUGUUCUUCAUUUUAUACAUUUAGACAUAUUACAGUUGUUUUCAUGUUUAUUUCAUUGUUGUUACCAUAAGAAUGGCUAUGUAUUGUUUUCAAUUUCAAAAUUAGAAAAUUCUAAUUUUCCUCAAAAUUAGAGAAUUCUAAUUUUACUGUUCCCAGUGCUCUUUUUAUGUGCAUUAUAAUACUGUACUUUGCCAGUAUGCAAACUGAAUAUUUUUUAUGUUGGCUCAACGGAGCUUAUUUUCAUACCUUGUAAUAAUUGACCUAUAUUCAUACAUAUCAUUGUGAAUUUUCCCCGUCAUCGAAACUGUUUGAAUAUAAUGCUUGAUGCAUUUUUUUUUCAACAUAUUGGUAUGACUUAUUUUUAUGUCACUCUUUUUUAUGAUUCGCAUUUUUUUCUUUGUUUUUUAAAGCGACAUUCCAUUAUUUUUGUUGUGUGAACAUUUUUUUUACAUAUGUCAUUGUGUAAGUUAUUAAAUAUUCAUUAAUAUCUGCAUAAUGAUUGUUGUGUCACUUAUAAUUCUACAAGUUACAGUUAAACGAGAACUAGGCCAGUAUUCACCACCAUUUUAAGUUACUGACUUAAAACUAGCAACAUUUCCAAUUCAGUGUUUAGCUAACAUACAGUUUGUUCACCAACCUGACAGAGAAUGUUUUCAGUUGUAACAUAUAGGCUUCCCAUUCUCUGUGUUUCUUAUCCAUCAUUCUGUUGAAAGUUGUCAGAAAAAAAUGUAUGUAUCUACCUGUUAUUAGUAAGUGUAUCUGUAAGGCUGAUUCAUGAUCAAAACUAUCACAAAUAGAAUACAGUGAAAUCUUUUAUUUUUGUCGGCAUGAAAAUUUUGUGAGGUUGGCAAAAAUGGCUGUUUUGUUGGGAUAUAUGUUUGUGGAUUUCAACUUAAAAAGAUAAAAUGAAUGGUACUUAUUUGGGAUGAAAGUUUGUGGAGUGGCAAAUUCACAGAACCAACAAAAAAUUGCCUGUCAAUAAUUUCUCAGUACCAAUUUGCAAGGUUGCACUUUAAGGGAAUAAAUUUUGUGGAGUGGCAAAACCACAUUAUCAACAAAAAUUUGUCUGAAUAUCAAUAAUUUCUCUGUAUCAGUGUUGUACUUUUAAGUGUUGGUGAAUACUGGCCUUUGUGAUUGUAAUAGCCAGCUCCUAUAUAAAGCUACACCAGUAAUUGCAAGCUAAAAAUAGCUAGUAAAUACAUGAUUCACAGAUAUAGUGAACUGUCAGAUAUAUAAAUAUGUUCACAUUUGCUCUUCAGUUGAUAUCAAUUAUAAAUGGAACCGAAGUUGUUAAGGGUAUGUUUAAUGGACUAGUCCAUCAUUUCAUUUGGGCAGUAUCACUUACUAUUUAAAGGGGAGUUGGCUGAAAAUUUACUGACUGAACAGUGAAUAGUGCAGACCGUGAUAAGCCUGCACAGAUGUGCAGGCAGAUCUUGGUGUCUGCACUGGUCGUAAAGGCAAAAUCACUUGCCGCCAGCAGGCUAAAGGUUAACUUCAGUUUGACAUAUCAAAAUUCAAAGCUGUUAAUUUAUUGAUCUAUUUUUACAGCCGCAUGACCCUUCAGUUAUUUUUUCUUCAGUAAAAUUUAGCUUUAUGCCGAGAAUCUUUAACAAAAAAUUUCAUGAAAUUUAACUUCUACAAAACAAUCGUUGUACAUUACCCUGAAACAGUUUAAACAGUAACAUCAGUAGUUAUGUUGUGUACAUUAGUUUUUAUCUAUUUUAUAGUAUCUUAAUAUUUAAAUGAUGUUUUUUUAGCAACAUCUUUAUUAAUUUUAUAGACUAGGACCAAAAAAAGUACGGGACAUGUGUAAUGAAAGUGACUCACUGACAUAGUAUCGGCUGAUUGAAAUCUACAGCAUUUUAUUGUAAACUGUGUGAUGUAGAAUAAGGAAAUGUAUGGAAUAUACCAUACUUAUUUUUUAUUGAUGCACUCCUAUACAGUACGCCACAUGUUCAUAAUGCCUAAAGGACCAGAACUGAUGCUUUUGAUACAUAUGAGCCACGCCAUGGGAAUGCGCAGGCUGGUCUGGAUCCAUGCUGGUCGCAAACCCACUAUGUUGGUUUUCUCAUGGCGCGGCUCAUAUAAUUUUCAUCUUGUGAUAUUGUGUUUUAUAGUAAAGCUAAAUUUGUGAAUGUAAACAUUUUGCAGUUUAGCUUAUCUCCAAAUUUGAAUUUGCAUUUACAUAUGUUGGCAGAAUUCAGCUGUUUAUCACUAUAUUUUUCACUUUUAAACCUUACCCUUCUAAAUUUUAAUUAUGAACUUGUCAAACUUUCAAUUUGGACAGUAUCAUUAACUAUUAAAAGGGGUGCUUACCAAAAAGACUGAAUGGCGAACAGUGCAGAUCGAAUGCACGAAUGUGCAAGCUGAUCAUGAUUCACACUGGUCGCAAAACCAGAAUCAGUUGUGUACAGCAUGGUAAGGAUUAAAAAUUCACCACAUAGUAGAUUGUAACCCUCAAGAUCCCAUUGCAAAGACUAGCAUAAUAAAACUGUAGUUCAUGUUCUAAACUGCUGCAGCAGCUUCAGUGUCACAAAAAAAUGACUUUGCAAGACAUUGUGGAUAUCACAACAGGUGGCAGCCCUUUUUUUUUUUGACAAUUUCCUAUGGUUUAAAAGAAGAUUAUAGGUAUUUUUGAAUGAAUAAGAUCUAAUAGACUUUGAACCAUGGCUAUCCUUAAACUAUUCGUAUAAGAAACAGACAGUAGUAAUAUCAACUGUACUGUAAAAUCAUUAAUAUUUGUGGGGCACUAAUUUUUGUGGAUAUUGUGGUUGAGUGAAUCCAAAAAAUCAAAUUCCAAUGAACAAAUAAAUUUCACCUUCAUCUUAUUCCAAGUUAGAAUCCUACAAAUUCAUACCCCCAUGAAAUAGCCGUUUUGAUCUAAACUAAGAGAAUUUCUUGCCCAUGAAAUUAAAUGCUUUCCCAGUAUCUCGCUAUAUAAGCAAGUAUCUGACAGUAUGUGUUGACAUCAUGUUCAGCAGCCAGCCAAGCAAGUGAGCAACACAAUUUGCUUGUGAAGGCAGGUGGAUGCUUAAGGCAGGUUGAAAUUGAAACCAAAAGUCAAUUCAGGAAGUUAGCAGAGUGGUUCUAUAAGGCAAGCAACGCUCAACUAACUCACUAAAGCAGGUUCAUCUGUACAUCUUACUUACUUGUUGAUAAGGCGGAAAAAAAAGUGAUUAUUGUUUAUGCUGCGGCAGUUUCUAGGUAAUGUCCUGAUAUAGUGUGAAAAUUAAUUAAUCUUGGGGAAAGAUAAUCAGUUUACAAUGAGGUGAAAAACAACAUGCUUUUAUUUUUGUGAUUUCGUGUUUUUGGGCCACAAUUCGAGCAGAAUCUGUCUUUAAAACGAAAGUGCUGUUCUGUUGUAAUAUCCACCAAGGAGAGUGCACUAUGUAAACACAAGUCCCCCCCAAGGACUGUAAUAUAUUCAGACAUGCAAGAUCAUUUUGUAUUAAUUAACCAUUUAUAUUGUUUCUUUUAUUUGUCUCUUGAUUAUAUCAUUCAACUUGCACCUUUGUUAAUUAUUAAGGAAUAUUUUUCUCAUAUUUAUUUAUAGAAAUAUCAUUGAAUAUAAAAAAUAAAAGAUUGAAAUCUUA